AUGGCCUGGUCCUGCAGCCUGAAGAGCUUCCUCACAGUCUUUGUCUUUACCAUCUUCGCUGUCGGCUCUGUGGAGAGUUACCAGUGUACAUCAUCUUCAUGUACAAGUGAGUCAUGUCCUUCGACCACAGAUGUUUGUACAGCCACUAAAGGCUGCUUCAACCAAAUGCAGAAAUUUGAUACACCGUCUACAGCUACAGACCAAGUGUUGAAGCAAAAAGGGUGUUUCACAGACACAUGCAGUGACCUGACAUUCUCAGCGACACUGGGGGAUAAACGGAGAUUUAGCUAUGAGAACAAGUGCUGCACAACUGAGAAAUGCAACCAAGAAGACAUAACUCCAUCUUCGUCUUCUGAACCCAAUGGUGUGGAAUGUACUGCCUGCUACAGUGAGAAAGAGAAGUCGUGCUCCUCAGUUACUACCCUGAAGUGCACAGGGAAUGAGAAAAAAUGUAUCGAGGUUACUGGCAUGGAUUUAAAAUCUUCCAAUUUAAGGCUGUAUGGGAAAGGCUGCGCAACUGAAAACACCUGCAAUCUGAAAAUGGAUGUCCUCAGUGGCGUACAAAUCCAAGCCUCAUGCAUCUCAGCUGUUUCAAACAAUGGAAACCGUGCCCUCAAAUCCAUUUCAUCAGCUCCCAUUAUUCUGCUCCUGCUGAAAGUCCUGCUUUGA
Messenger RNA from Peromyscus eremicus (cactus mouse), 669 nucleotides. Its product is annotated as protein RoBo-1-like. The record is from RefSeq and is a predicted model, not a curated record. The coding region runs from base 1 to 669 and encodes 222 amino acids. Lineage: Eukaryota; Metazoa; Chordata; Mammalia; Rodentia; Cricetidae. The transcript has 5 exons.